UUUUCGAUUUUCCACAACACAAUAUAUUUUUAGACACACCAAGGCGAUCUGACAGAGGUUGGCCUUUUUGGACGAAACUUUCAACUUGAUUUUUACAACACAGAAACAAUGCUCCAUCGAAUUCUAAAUACAACAGGGCCCUUUACACAGUUUGCAAGAAACCUCACACAAGUUUCAGGACUUAAUGAUGUAGUGAUUGUGAGUGCUGUGCGGACCCCAGUUGGCUCCUUCCUCAGCCGUCUGGCCCCUCUCACAGCUCCACAGCUGGGUUCUAUUGCAAUCAAGAAUGCUGUCGAAAGAGCAGGUAUAGCUCCAGAUGCGGUACAGGAGGUGUAUAUGGGAAAUGUGCUACAAGGCAUGGAGGGUCAGGCCCCCUGUCGCCAGGCAACACUAGGGGCAGGUCUGCCAAUCAUUACACCAACAACAACGGUGAACAAGGUGUGUGCAUCUGGUAUGAAGUCUGUCAUGAUGGCUGCCCAGAGCAUUAUGUGUGGACACCAGGAAGUGAUGGUUGCUGGGGGGAUGGAGAGCAUGUCCAAUGCCCCGUACUACAUGAAGCGUGGAGUGACGCCCUAUGGCAAGGUUGAGCUACUGGAUGCUAUUGUGUAUGACGGUCUCACAGAUGCCUAUGGAAAGUUUCACAUGGGUGUAUGUGGAGAGAACACAGCAAAAAAGAUGAACAUAAGCCGUGAAGCCCAGGAUGAUUAUGCAAUAAGGAGCUAUAAAUUGAGCCAGGCCGCAGCAGAGGCAGGGGCAUUCAAGGAUGAGAUCGUCCCUGUACAGAUACCAACAAAAAAAGGUGACCCGGUGACUGUAAGUGAGGAUGAGGAAUACACCAAAGCCAACUUCGCAAAGUUUCCCCAGCUCAAGGCCGUCUUCCAGAAGGAUGGGACCAUUACUGCAGCCAAUGCAAGCACACUGAAUGACGGUGCUGGGGCCAUCGUGCUUAUGUCUGCCAAGGCUGCUGACCGCCUAAAGGUCAAACCCCUUGCUAGAAUUCUUGGGUUUGCUGAUGCAGCCAUAGAUCCAAUAGACUUCCCUACAGCGCCCGCUUACGCCAUUCCAAAGGUGUUGGAGAGUGCGGGUGUUAAAACGGAGGACGUCACCAUGUGGGAGAUCAAUGAGGCAUUCAGCGUCGUCGUCCUUGCCAACGUGCAGAUGCUCGGCCUUGAUAUGGACAAAGUCAACAUACAUGGAGGCGCCGUCAGUCUUGGGCACCCCAUUGGUAUGUCGGGUAACCGGAUCACCACUCACAUGGUCCACGCCCUGAAACCUGGGCAGAAGGGACUCGCAGGUAUCUGUAAUGGAGGUGGAGGGGCCUCUGCUAUACUCAUAGAGAAACUCUGAAUGCAGAUCUGCAAGGUACCCCAGUCACGGAAAUCUGACUUCUAGACCAACCAGCCACAAGUUGACUUGGCUUAAAAAACUAACAAGACCUGCCGUGUAGGAUUUAAAUUUUGAACAAACCUGGUAAAUACUAGUAUUAUACCUGUGCAGGGCUGUAGGAUUGAGCUGAUUUUGACCACUGGUACCAUAUAGACAAACUGUGAAUAGUGUUGUGACUAUAAAUAGUGUGUGACUGCACAUAAAGAAUUGUGUGGGUGUGCCUUUUGUGGGACUGGGCAUUUAUUGAUACAUUCAGGUCAUUGAUGUCCGACAUUGACAUUUUUAUGAAUGGCAGCCAUACUGCUUGUAUUGGAAUUGUGUUUUACGCAUAACAAGUGUUUGUGAUAUUAUGAAAUUAUUUUGUUGUAAACUAAUAAACUAUGAAGGUGUGACGUAAUUAAAAUUUUAAUGAUA
Mya arenaria is the source of this 1800-nucleotide messenger RNA. RefSeq names its product acetyl-CoA acetyltransferase, mitochondrial-like. NCBI's taxonomy places the organism in Eukaryota, Metazoa, Mollusca, Bivalvia, Myida, Myidae. The coding region runs from base 109 to 1347 and encodes 412 amino acids. Gene Ontology annotation, biological process: fatty acid beta-oxidation. The transcript has 13 exons. Gene Ontology annotation, molecular function: acetyl-CoA C-acetyltransferase activity. The record is from RefSeq and is a predicted model, not a curated record.